UAAAAAUGCAUUUAUUUUUAAUGCGAGAAAUUCAUAUUACGAGAAAAUUUUAAUCUAAUAAUUUAGUUAUGGGUUGUUAUCAUGUCGACCCGGUUAGCCGUAUCAGUGCUCAUUGCCAAAUGCAUAUCGUUCCCAAUUGCGCCGCGCUUUUCGGGUGGCUCCGUCGGCUUUUCAUCCUCACGACUAUCCUCCUCCUCCUGGGGUCGAGUCGUGUGGGUGUCCAGUUAGCCGAAUGCAGUCAGGAUGAGGAUAGACUGUUACGUCAUCUGUUCAAGCAGAGGAGUUACAACUCCCGGGUUCGUCCUGUUAAGAACCACAGAGACUCAGUGUGUGUCAAUAUCAAUCUUGGCGUUCUACAGUUGCAGACCAUAGUGGAGAAGGAUCAAGUCAUGGCCAUACAGUGCCUUGUUCACAUGUCAUGGACAGACGAGCAGCUAACUUGGAACAAGGAUGACUUCGACAACAUAGACAUGGUCACAGUUCCUGCAGACUGGAUUUGGCUGCCAGACAUCGCCAUGUACAACAAUGCAGACGGCAGCUACCAGAUCACGACCAUGACCAAACCCUGGAUAUACCACAAUGGCACUGUGUCUUGGAGGCCCCCUUCUAUAUAUAAGAGCAGUUGCAGAAUAGAUGUCACAUUCUUUCCUUUCGAUCAGCAGAUAUGCAAUAUGAAAUUAGGUCCGUGGACACAUGAUACGAACUUAGUGGACAUGACCAGUUUCUCCCACGCAGACAUGAACAUGUUGAAGAAGAGUGGGGAGUGGGAGAUCAUCGGCAUCCCCGCCCAGAAACACAUCAUCUCAUACGAGGAGUGCUGCGGGGCAGUGGCCUAUGCUGACGUCACCUAUUACGUAAUACUGCAGAGGAAGCCACUCUUCUACACCAUGACUCUAAUUGGCCCCUGUGUGUUGAUAUCUUUCCUCACAGUCUUGGUCUUCUAUGUACCUUGUGAGGAGGGCGAAAAGGUGACGCUGGCCAUCUCAGUGUUGCUAGCCCUGACUCUGUUCCUCCUGCUCAUAGCAGACAUCAUGCCAGCCACCUCCCUCGUCAUACCACUCAUAGGAAAAUACCUGCUGUUCACCCUCAUCAUAGUGACCAUGUCUCUCAUCUUCUCAGUGGUCAUCCUGAAUGUGCACAACAGGGGUCCAGGCAACACCAAGAUGCCCUCCUGGAUCCGCUCCGUCUUCAUCGACGCCAUGCCUAAAUUCCUCCUCAUGAAGAGACCAGAGAGUGGAGAGGAGUUCGUGCCCAUCUGGGAAAGAGUGGGACCCAAUAACGGGCAACCAGGUAGACUUUAUCCUCGGAACAUCAACCCCCUCAUCAACCUGGGCGAGUUUGACGCCACAAAUCAGCUGAAGAAGGAGAAGAUGAAGAAAGCGGUGGACAGUGUGCUCUACAUAGCCCAGCACCUCAAGAACGAGGACGACAGCAGUGCUGAGAAGGAUGACUGGAAGUUCGUGGCUAUGGUCAUAGACCGGUCUCUUCUCUACACCUAUAUUGUAAUGUGUGUCAUAGGCACAGUUUCCAUCAUAUUUAACUCGCCAGCCAUUUACGAUCCAGACAGCAGUCAGUUCCGGAUGGACCAGAUGUAUGACAUCCGGUUCAAUCAGCACGCGGCCGACAACACUGCCUGUCCCGGUCUCUACUGGACGAAGGAUGAGACGACGGGGUCCGACAAGAGUGUAAUUCACAGACCCCUCGGCUGGGACACGCAGACGUUCUACGAAGACUUUUGAAAUAAUUUUGACGUAGUUUUGAAUUUUCCAUCGUCAGAGAUCUGAAAAGUAUGCAGAGCAAAA
Molecule: messenger RNA, 1802 nt
Organism: Symsagittifera roscoffensis
Lineage: Eukaryota; Metazoa; Xenacoelomorpha; Acoela; Convolutidae
Product: acetylcholine receptor subunit alpha-like
Exons: 7
Coding region: 69-1739 (556 amino acids)
Biological process (GO): nervous system process; signal transduction; regulation of membrane potential
Cellular component (GO): neuron projection; postsynaptic membrane; synapse
Molecular function (GO): transmembrane signaling receptor activity; acetylcholine-gated monoatomic cation-selective channel activity
Source: RefSeq, a predicted model, not a curated record